Molecule: messenger RNA, 2905 nt
Organism: Myxocyprinus asiaticus (Chinese sucker)
Lineage: Eukaryota; Metazoa; Chordata; Actinopteri; Cypriniformes; Catostomidae
Gene: angel1
Product: angel homolog 1 (Drosophila)
Exons: 11
Coding region: 103-2454 (783 amino acids)
Molecular function (GO): 3'-5'-RNA exonuclease activity
Source: RefSeq, a predicted model, not a curated record
UUUUCCUUUUUGAGGGUCUGCGUGACGUCAUUCCGCGUGUGUCGUCAUGCUGGUUACGUCACCUCGAGUUCAGUGUAAUGAAUAAAGUGUGCUCGCACUCUGAUGUUGAUCAUGAUCGUGACUGUGAUGUUUUACGCGCUGUAUCCGCUCACGAGAUUCAUCAGCCGUGUCUCAGAGUUGUGGCAGCAGGCAGCGUGUGUGUACAUUAAUGGCAAAGUGUGUGAUGCUGGCGGAGCUCCAUACAGACCACUUACAGAGCAGCAGUGGAACAGCACACAAAACACUGCUGUCAUUCCCAAUCCAGAGCGCACAGAGAGCGGGAACACACAGGGAGUGGUGCAGGAGGAGGCUGUCUUGGAUGGCAGUGAGGUGUUAGAUGAACUGGAGUGGAGACCACAGGAGGAGCUGAUACAUGAAGACACACUAGAAUCACUCUGUUAUGAUCAUGAGUUCAAACCUUAUGUAACACCUGUACAGGAAGAGGAGAACGCCGGUGUGGUCGGACAGAGAGAGGACGAGUGUCACCAGUCAGAGCAGACAGAAAGCCUGGACAACAACGGAUUGCCUUUGGUGAUACAAGAAGUAGAGCUUGCAGCAUCUGUGGUCAGGUGUCUAGAAGAAUCCAGCCAAGAUUGCGCUCAGGUGAUAAAUGAGUUUGAAAGUCACUCAAAAUCUGAAGACAUGUUCGCCGGCUUCAAUGAAGAUGCUUACACCAGCCCUCUUGACGUCUGCGCUGAUGUAAGCAACCUCUCUCUGGAUCCAACAGCUGAUGAUCAUUCAAAUGUUGAAGCGAGUGAUUCAUGUGUUGAAACAGGCUCCACUGAAUAUGAUGAUGGUGAAAAGGAUUCAUCUGUGCCUGAACGAGACACGCAUCCCAGCGCAUGUUCCUUUGAUGUUUUGCUCGGGUUUGAUUGUGACGCAGGAAAUGCAGCUUCAUUCUCAAACAGCAGUCCUGUGUUCCAUUUGGCGGCUUUCCUUGCAGAUGCUGAGCAUGUACAGAUGCCCGUGGAGCCCGUCGGGUGGCAUUUUCCAGUGGGCGCUGGGCUGUCACAGAUGUGUUACUGCCCUUAUGUGCAGUUUCCUGGUGUCAGUUACUAUCCUGCAUUUCAAGACAAUAACAAUAUUGAAGUGAUGUGGAGAGUAUGGGAGGACCUUAGUAAAACCCACGCUGACGCCUGUGCAGAUCCUGCUUCUGUGUUUGAGUUCAGUGUGAUGUCUUACAACGUCCUGUCUCAGGAUCUGCUGGAGAUGAACAGAGAGCUGUACACACACUGCACAGAGGACGUGUUAGUGUGGGAAAACCGCCUCCAGACCAUACUGGAGGAGCUGAAGACCUGGGAGCCUGAUGUUAUUUGUCUUCAAGAAGUUCAAGAAAAUCAUUUCCUUGAGCAGAUGUUUCCUGUCCUGACUCAAAUGGGUUACACCUGCAUCUACAAACGACGCACAGGCACUAAAACCGACGGCUGUGCAGUGUGUUACCACGGUGACCGCUUCACCCAGCUGUCUGUCAAUUUGCUUGAAUUUCACCGAUCUGACUGCGAGCUGCUUGAUCGUGACAACGUGGCCAUUGUGCUGCUUCUUCAGCCAAUCACAGAGCAGGAUGCAGCGCUCCGCCCCAUAUGUGUGGCCAACACACACCUGCUGUUUAACCCCCGGAGAGGCGAUGUGAAGCUUGCACAGCUGGCCAUCCUAUUUGCUGAAAUUGACAUGAUGAUGAAGCAGUGUAAGAGUGAAGGACGAAGCUGUGAGGUGAUUUUAUGUGGAGAUUUGAACUGUUUACCCAACACACCUCUGUGGCAGUUCAUCACCACUGGACAGCUCUACUAUCACGGCUUACCUGCCUGGAUGGUUUCUGGUCAGAUUGAUUUGUCUAAUAAAUUCCAUCACAGAAGACUUUUCGCCCCCUUGUGGCCGGUCAGCCUCGGCAUCAAUGAGAACUGUCAGUACAGGACUCAGUCUGACACACAGGUCAAAGGGUCAGGAUCUUUACUAGAACAUCACACAGAUAGAGGUAAACUGCAGUACAGUCAUGAUUUUCUCCGUCAGUUGCGUUACUGUCAGAUGGCGUGUGUGCGGCCUCCAGACCUGGAGUUCAUACCUGGAGUCACUGACAAUACACCAGACGUUGAAGAAAUCCAGAUGUUCAGUCCAAAGUUCAGACACAGUUUAUAUCACUCUCUGCGUCUGACGUCAGCAUACAGUCACAUCCACCCCGACACUCAGAGCAGUGCUGUGACGACUCUGAACUCAGAGGGUGGAGCCAUGGUCGACUACAUCUUUUACUCCACACAGACAAACUACUGUGGUGGAUGUACAGAGUCUGAUGGCGGUUUGAAGCUGAUUGGUCGUUUGUCUUUGUUGCCUGAGUCAGAACUCUGGUCACUGAAAGGACUUCCAAACGAAACGUUUCCCUCUGAUCACCUCAGUCUGCUGGUCCGAUUUCAGUUCUGUUGAGUUUUUCAUGGUAGAAAACACUCAUUUUACAGAUAUCUUCCUUUAGAACUGAGAUUUGCUGCAUUAUUCAGGGUUAAGAUUGUUUUUCAUUUUAACUAUUGAUGCAUUUAUUAGAUAAAGACAUUUCUGGUCAGAUGAAUAUUUUGUUUUAGGUUUAAUCAUAAAAAAGGUGUUUGACACUGAGUGAACUGUGAAGUUGACUUGAGUGGAGCCAAAAUAAUCUGCAGUAUGUCGUUUAAUUCAGGGAAAUAAGCUACAUUGUUUUUGGUUGACAGAAGUUGUAUUAAAAUGCAAUUAUAUGUAUUGAUGAUGCACCUAAUUUUUGUUUUCAAUAUUUGUGUUUUGGUUAAGAAUUUUUAUUUGGAAUGGAGCAAAAUAACUGAUUUGUUGUUGCUUUGCUAAUUGAACGUUUUGCCCGAGUAUUAAAAAAAUAGAAAUAAAGAUGCCAGUA